AAUUUCUUUUCAACAUCGUUAUACUAAGUGACGUCUGCAAUUAAACUAGGCCGACGGAUCCAGCCUCCGGUGAACCAGCCGGCACUUUCUCCCGUCGAAUCAAAUCGCCGGCAACUUCACUGCCCUCACAGCACAGGGUGCAUUUUGAAGAAGGUGAAUGCUUAAAUUCAUCAUUCUUUUUAGUGGAAAAAUAUAUCUUGAGCUGAUGAAAGUUGUGUCACUUCACCACCAUGUAUAAGCUGGUGCAAGCUGAUUGAGUUGUUUUCAAUACAGCUUUUAGCUUGAAUAUUCUGAGCGACCCCCUUUUUGUCGACUGAGUAGCUUUAGCUUUACAGGAAAUUCAUUUACUGGAUGUAAUUCUGCAAAAGAAAAAUAAAAGAAAUAAUGGAUGAUCGGAUUGUUCUUGACAAGGGUCAGAAAAGGCAGUUGCCUCAGUGGAUGUUUGCUACAUCUGCUGCUGAUCAAGUGAAGAAAAAAGUCAAAACCGAUCAUGUAGACAGUAAUAAUAAUAAUACAGAGGAGGAAAUUGUCACACAGAAGCGCAGCAGGUUGAAAAACAGAAAGACUAAGGACAAAAAGGAAGCAUUCACUGGGGAAUCUUCCACAAAGAUUUCAGUAUGCCAGACAACAAAAAGAAGCAGAAGAAAGUUAAACCUACCAAAUGAUGAUUGUAAUGAUGAAAGCGGUUUAAUGGGGAGUGAACGUGACCGGAUGAAGGUAAAUGGUAAUGGAACGUUGCCUAUGUUGAGAAGACAGAAACAAAAAACGAAGAAUUCCAAGAUUGAGGGAGGUGAGAUGGAAGAGUCAAAAACAAAAGCAAGUGAUAGAAGUGGCUUAAGGAAGAGAAAAUGCAGCAGCGUGAAGGAUAAUUCUAAUGAAGCUGGCCCUAGUUUAAGGAGGCAGAAACUGAAAGUAAAAACUUCCAGGAAGGAGAAUUGUGCCGAUGUUGAAGAGUCAACACCAAAAACAGAUGAUGAGGAUUUGACUGUUGAAGAUCUACUGAGCAUAGCGGAAGAGUAUGCUGGGGAUUCUGAUGAAGAUUUGACUGUUGAAGAUUUACUGUGCAUUGCUAAGGAGUAUGUGAAUGAGAAUGAGCAAGCUGCAUCAGGCAAAGGAAAAAGUGGUCCAGUGGAGGAUGUUAUUUCCAUGUCAACAGGCUCGUUAAAUUGCAGUGAAUUGGACAAUCAAUCUUUGAGAAGAGACGAAAGACAUUCUGAUAGUAUUCCAAUUACAGAGACAAGAGUUGAAGAUGCUCCUCCUAAGGUUAACAUGUCCGAGAAUCCUACUCAAGACAUGUUAGAUGUGUUUUUGGGCCCUUUGUUGAAGAAAACUCAUGAGGAGAAGAGAGUUGAACUAGUUAGAGAAGACAUGAUGAGUUUAGCUCACGAUCUAAACAAGAAAAACCAGAGCGAUCCUUCUGAGGGUCACCCAGUUUUGGUAAAGAAGAAGAGUAGUCUCAAGGACAAGGUAGCUCUGCUUCUUGACUAAUAGUUGUGAAGGUAAUUAGGUAGAGGAUUUGGAAGAAUAAACUUGAUCAAAUAUAAUUUAUCUAAUUUCACCCAAGCACUCACUUGUUUACUUAUAAAUCCCACGACAGAGUAUUUGUUUA
This is a messenger RNA of Nicotiana tabacum (common tobacco), 1609 nucleotides long. RefSeq lists its product as uncharacterized. The record is from RefSeq and is a predicted model, not a curated record. NCBI's taxonomy places the organism in Eukaryota, Viridiplantae, Streptophyta, Magnoliopsida, Solanales, Solanaceae.